Messenger RNA from Bemisia tabaci, 3865 nucleotides. RefSeq names its product oxysterol-binding protein-related protein 2. Gene Ontology annotation, cellular component: cytosol; perinuclear endoplasmic reticulum; plasma membrane. Lineage: Eukaryota; Metazoa; Arthropoda; Insecta; Hemiptera; Aleyrodidae. Gene Ontology annotation, molecular function: sterol binding. The record is from RefSeq and is a predicted model, not a curated record.
GCUUUCAGUCUACCUUGCCUUGAGUCUCCGCUCCAUAUUUGUUGUGCACCCGUUCAGGGGCUGUCAGUUCAGGUGAGCGAGGUAAACUUUAACUGCGCGGAACGGUGUUGGUGCGAGAUAUUUUCACCCCCGAAAAUUUCGACGGAAUUUAAACCCAAAACCAAAGUGAGGAGUGACUGUUUCAGCCACUAGUAACGCUCUUUUGGAUGGCGGUGCUGUAAUCCAGUUUGGGACCUGAGUGUUGCACUGAUGACAGAAACAUUCAGAUGUCUGUAAUUCCAGCCCACUUUGUAUCAAAACCAGCGCCUGGGAGAUGGGCUCAGAGAUCAAAAUUGAUCAUACUUUCAGGAACAAGUUGCCUGCUAGUAUGGCAAAGAGAGAGGAGUUGAAUGUCUGGUCUAUGGUAAAACGUUCUUGUGGAAAGGAAUUGAGUUCUGUCACAAUGCCAGUCAUUUUCAAUGAACCUCUUAGCUUCCUUCAACGAAUGGUUGAGUACAUGGAGUACUCAAACCUUCUUGUCAAAGCUGCACAGGAAACCGAUCCUCUCAUACGAAUGCAGUACAUGUCAGCUUUUGCCGUUAGCGCUCUGUCAUCUAACUGGGAGCGACCUGGAAAACCUUUCAACCCACUACUGGGGGAGACUUAUGAGCUUCAAAGAGACGGUUUCAAGGUUGUUUGUGAGCAAGUUAGUCAUCAUCCCCCGGUUUCGGCGUUUCAUGCCGAGAGCGAGCACUUCAUUUUCUACGGAUCCAUUUAUCCCAAACUCAAGUUUUGGGGGAAGAGUGUUGAAAUUCAGCCAAAAGGGACUGUGACGGUCGAGCUAACCAGAUGGGGCGAGGCUUACACAUGGUCCAAUGUUAACUGCUGUGUGCACAAUUUAAUUGUUGGGAAAUUAUGGAUCGAACAAUAUGGAACAAUGGAAAUUAGGAAUCAUAAAACUGGUCACACAUCCACAUUGACUUUCAAACCCUCCACUGGUGGAGCGUCCAAAGAUAUUCAUCGUGUUGAAGGAUUCAUCCAGGACAAAGACAAUGUCAAACAAACCUUCAUAUACGGCAAAUGGACAGAGUUCAUCAGGUGCACAGAUUACUCUUCAUUUGAGGACUAUGCGAAAGAAAACCCCAAUAAAUUUAGGUCAUCGGAUAGCAAAUACAACUCAGUUGGAUCAGAGAGCCCUGCUCAAACACCAAAAAAAGUUUUAGCCAAAUUAAAUAGUCUAAAAAUGGGACAGUCUCUUUUUAAAUCCAUGUCAAUCUCCACAAAUGAGCCUGAUGAUGAAGAUAGCUCCGAUGGACCAGAAGAUGUUCCAAAAAGCGACUCAACAUUUUCAAUAGACAUUCCAAAUUCAGUAACGCUGUGGGAGGCAAACCCUCGACCGGAGAGAACAUCGGAGUUCUAUCAGUUUACCGCAUUCACCAUGUCGCUGAAUGAAAUAGAACCCAGUAUGGAAGGAAAACUCUGCCCAACUGAUAGCAGGUUAAGACCUGAUAUACGGAAACUAGAGAAAGGUGAUCUGGAUGGCGCAGCAGCUGAGAAACAUCGGCUGGAAGAGAAACAACGGGAGGCCAAAAAAACUAGAAAAUCAAAAAAAGGACAGGAAUGGACACCGAAAUGGUUCGAAAAACAGAUGAACAAAUACACGAACCAAGAGGAUUGGAUGUUCAACGGGAAAUACUGGGAGCGCGACUUCACAGACAUUGACAUCUUCUAGGAUAGCUUUUAAGGGUAGUUGAAAAUCUUGAAUCUUGGACUUCCGCUCAGAUCUGAGCCCUGCAAUCUUCAAUUCAGACCUUAGUGAGUCACUAUUGCUGGCCAUUCGAUAAUGUUGCCAGGCAGUGGCGAGGCAUGAAUUACGACUAUCGAUACUAUCUCAUUUGAAGCUAUAGAAAAAAAUCGAUUUUUAAGGUGUCUGUUGCGAAAAUUCUGAAAAUCGAUCCUUUUUCACAGGUUAAAAUGGCAGAACAAUCGAUUCAUCGCAAAACACGUCACGCUGCUGUUGCCAGGUCGUGUGAUAAAAUGUGCGUACUUUACAUUGAGUUACAUGCGGUAUAGUACUGUUUUUAGCACAAUCUGGCAACCACACUGAACGAAAUGGUUACUACUCCUUUUUUCUUUUUUCCUUCUCAUUGUGCUUGAUUUAAAGGAAACUUGAAGGCUCAAUUUUUUGGGUGAGUUAAAUUUAAGGUUUUUUUUUUCGGUUUUAAAAUUCGAAAAGUGACUAUAAAUCAUCGUGACGAUUUCCUUUGAGUAAGAAAAAAUGAAUUUGAACCAAACAAAUUUUCUUUACUCCAAAAGAAUUUUCAUUAGGUAAAACAAAUUUUUAUUGGACUUCAAUAAUGUUCUCUUUAGCCAAAAACAUUUUUGACCUAAAAAAAUUCUGCGAAUCAAAAACAAUCGUUUUUUCAAAUUGAAAGAAAGUUUUUAACCAAUUCUUCAGUGUAUGCCAUUUAAGUAACAAGAAUGCAUUUAAUAUGGAGCUUAAGCGCGUUGGAUCCUGUGUGGAUAUUAGAAUCGAGUAUCUAAUUUUUCGAGUCACUAAUGUAAGUCACCGAGAAAAUUUCUCCAGUAAGUAGUUCUCCUUCCCUCAAUCAGUUAUUAUUUUUCUACGAUAAGAUAUUUCAUUCUAGAGCGUAGCACAUAAAUUUAUAAGUCUCAACUAAGUAGAAAUUUAACAUAUACGGGCGGACUGACCGCAGGGUGGGAAAGCAAUGGAAUUCCUGUUUGUCUGAUUGGUCCGAUGUCAAGUGACAGUUGGACUAAAUUUCGCAAUAGGGCACUAAUAUUUCUGGUUCAUCGUCGGAAACACCUAUCUGUGUAGGGAAAUUAAUGGUACACGCGUUGUUUCUAAAAUGAGCCAAGAAUAGUAGCAUGCAAAAUGUAGUCCAGUUGCGCGUCACAAAAUCAAGAUUUAGUAGGCGAAUCUUAUAGAUUACCAAAUAAGAACAAGAAAAUGUACCCAAACCCCAAGUCUCUUCAUUCACUAUUAACAUUGGUGGAUGACGUCAUCUACCAAUGUAAUUAGCGGCUAAAAUUGCGUGAUGUGACGGUCCACUGAUUCCUAAGUUUUAGUAGAAGAUUAAUUUAAAGACGCCGGUUUUAAAAAGUCAUUUCUCGCAGGGUGUCUGUAGAGACUUGUAUUUUGAAGAGAUGUCACUAAAUUUUGCUGGUCUCUAAGAUUCAACCACGAAAACACGAUUCUAGGAUUAGCGAAGCUGGCACAAUCUACUGCAUCUACCGCAAUCGCCGUGCAAUCUAUGGCACUAUCAAUAGCACAGUAAACCUGAUUCCAAUUCAUCCUAGAGUCCUCAACCCUAAUUUCAACCCUUCCUUUUUUAAAUGUCACCCCUGAUAUUGUUCCCCUACUUAAAAUAUUAAAAAUUAGCUGCCAUCUUGGUGCUUAGUUUCAAGAAGAGGUUUCCAAUACAGAUUAUAGUCCAGCUGAUAAGACAUUUGAAAGUUCACGAAGUGCAGAUUUUUUGUAAGUAGUUACUCUUUGUAAUCGCUCGAGUUUUGCCUGAGAUGUAGGUAACACGGAAUGUGCGUUAAACGAUACUGUAACAUCAAUGCACGAACCUUCUAAUUGUCAAGAAUUGCCGAAGGCUAGCUUGUACGAAUUGUGAGAGUCAAAAAAGACUUCAAGCAAUGGAUCAUUCCCAUUUUUAUCCACCGAUAUGCUUUAAUUGUCGCUUCUUCGAAUCCCUUUAACGAUAGGAGAACAAGUUUGGAAAAUAUUUUGUAAUCUCCAAGAUAUGGAAAGGGACAAGUCUACUUUUUUUUGGGUCCGGAACAGUCACUUCGGCUGACUUUGCAAAUUUCCUGUCUUGCAUUUAAAACUUGUCUGAAUAAUAAAACUUAAUUGAAAUUA